UCAGAGAAUAGGUCUCAGUUCUCAUCUCUCUCCCUCUCUCUAUCUCUACUAUAACAGUGAACAGAGAGGUGUUUGUUUGGACACGCCUUUGUUGUUGCUUUGGACUCUUUCUUUUUUUAUUUACUCUCAAUUUUUUUUUUUUUUAAUCAGUGACCAAAAUAAAAACCAACCACUAAUUUGUGGGUGCUUCACCAAUAGACUUGACAGACAUCAAAAGAGAAGACUAAUACAAAAUCUGACAAUCACAAAACCAACAAAAGUUUCUUGCUUCUUUGCUCUUUGUCUUCUUUCUCUUCUCAGCAUAAAUCCACACCUCUCUCUCCACUGUUACUCACUUCUUUCACCACAUUUCUUUUCUCUUUUGGGGGAAAAAUCAAGAAAAAGAGAGAUAGAAUCUAGUUCUACCCAAGAGUGUUUUUAGUUUCUUUCUCUUUUUUUGGCUAUGGAAGCUUGUUGCUCUGAUCUUGAAGUAGACAUCAAUGGAGAAGAAACUAUCUUUCUCAAUAAGCAAAUCAUAUGUGCUUAUUCUGGAACGUUAAGGAAACUUUUGGGGAAAUCAACUUGUUCCAAUGGAAAUCUCAAGGUGAUCUUUAAUGAUUUUCCUGGUGGAGGGGAGAGUUUCGAGCUUGUUUCGAGAUUUUGCUACAAUAACGGUCGAUUAGCUGUGAUGCCUUCGAAUGUAGUUUUCUUGCAUUGUGCUGCUAAGUUUAUGGAAGUCACUAAAGUCUUGGAACAAACAGAGAAGUGUAUGGAAGAGAUUCGGUAUUGGGCUUGGCCAGAGGUUCUUCUCUGUUUAAAACAGUGUCAAGAAGUUGAAACAUCGCCCGUAGCUGAUUCUUUAGCUGCGAAACUGAUGGAUGCGUUAGUGGAGAAACUUUGUUUAACUAUUGAAAUGAGUCCUUCUAGUGCUGCUUCUGCUUGUUCACCAGAUAGCAGCUUGUUUCGAUUUUCUUGUGAUAGUAAAAGUACCGAGAGUUUCACGAAUAGCUCUCUGGAUCAAGCAACACUAGACAAUCUUCUUGUUACAUCUCCAUCGAAAUCGAGUCACUUGUACUAUGUGAAUCUUGUUCUUAGAUUCACAAAAGCUUUCCUCGACGGAGAAAGAGGAGGAUUGCAAUUGAAGAAAGUCUCAAGCUUGAUUGACCAAUACAUAGCUGAAGUAGCACCUGAUCCUUGCUUGAAACCUUCAAAGUUUCUUUCUCUACUCACACUUGUUCCAGAUUCAGCCAGAGAAUCCCACGAAGAAAUAUAUCGUGCAAUCGAUAUGUAUCUCGAGGCUCACACAGGAUUAACCGAUGGCGAAAAACUCAACUUGAUACGAACAUUAAGUUACGAAAAGCUUUCAGGAGAAUCAAGAGCACACAUUUCCCGUAACACGAAGUUUCAGGCAAUUGAGACACUAGAUGAACAACAACAACAACCGAAGCAGCUCAUACUCCGAAUGGAGAAGGUUGAGAUUUCAGGAGAAAACGAGAAGCUGAAGGAACAUAUUGAAGGGAUUCAGUGGCGGGUAAUGGAGUUGGAGAGAGCCUGUUUAAAAAUGCAGAAUCAAAUGGAAGUUAUCAAGAAGAAAUCCAAGAGCUCGAGCAAAGGAAGUAACAGAUCACUUCCUAAGCUCUGUUCUUGAUUUAGUGAAGCUGUAGCUUACAAGAUCAUAUUUGUACAUAAAGAGUGAUAGAGAGCAUAAGGAGUCAACAAUUAUAGUUACAAUUUGUUUCUUAUGUUUCUUAUCUUUUCUUGUGUUGUUUACUGUCACAACAGUUGUUCGUAAGGAAAAGUAAAGAUAGAUUCGAUUUGAUGGAGAUGUUGAUACAAACUUAAA
Molecule: messenger RNA, 1822 nt
Organism: Arabidopsis lyrata subsp. lyrata
Lineage: Eukaryota; Viridiplantae; Streptophyta; Magnoliopsida; Brassicales; Brassicaceae
Product: BTB/POZ domain-containing protein At3g22104
Molecular function (GO): protein binding
Source: RefSeq, a predicted model, not a curated record